AUGAAAGCAACGCACGGCAGACUCUAUCCGCGCCAUCAUACUACCAACGGCUUCCAACCCAUCGCGCCUCGUCCAAACGGGAAAGACUCUCGCGGCUCCUCGUCGGCUCGCGUGUCUCGCUCCGGGUCGUCGGCUUCGGCGUCGCACGCCCCCGUCCGCGCGGAUUCUCGUCGUGACUCUGCGUGUACAGGACAUUGGUCGGGCUCGGAGGGGUCUGGCACCGAGUCGAUUGGUAGGACGCACUCUGCUAUGAGUGUUCCCGUGCCUGGAAGUACCAGUCGUACUGGUUCUGGCGCGCUCUCGCGUUCUGCUGACAAUAUCGCGCUGGAUCCCGUGCUAUCCAGGGAUAUGUUCGAUCCCGCCUAUAAUCUCCUGCCCUCCACUUUGUCUGAAGCAACGCUGGUGCAGAAUGUGCCGCUGAUUAGUCCUCAUGAGAGCCUGAAUCCGUUCGACUUCCCGUCGGACCCAUCGUUGGCUCUUGAUGACGGAACGUUGAGAUACUUGGAGGAUAUGGAGGUUGAUAUUACGGAGGGAAUCACCGAGGAAAUUUUUCAUGUGGAGGAUUGGUCAAGGUACAUGUGGUCGGCGGAAACCGGGUUUGAGCAUUUAGACACAGGAUAUCCUCCUGUGUCUCUAUAA
Penicillium atrosanguineum is the source of this 639-nucleotide messenger RNA. RefSeq lists its product as uncharacterized. The record is from RefSeq and is a predicted model, not a curated record. NCBI's taxonomy places the organism in Eukaryota, Fungi, Ascomycota, Eurotiomycetes, Eurotiales, Aspergillaceae. Bases 1 to 639 code for a protein of 212 amino acids. The transcript is spliced from 2 exons.